Messenger RNA from Ectocarpus siliculosus, 2736 nucleotides. The record is from the annotation of a GenBank genome assembly. NCBI's taxonomy places the organism in Eukaryota, Phaeophyceae, Ectocarpales, Ectocarpaceae.
CGCUCGAGCUGCGGCGGCAGCACGCGGCCAUGGCGUGGAAGGAGGAGGACGAACGCAUCCUCUUCGGCAGCAAGACCAGGUACUCCGUCAUCGUGGUCGAGGUGGAGCAUCACACGUCGAACCUGGCUCGAGAGAAGGAGAGAGUGAGAGCCUUCGAGGACAGCACCAACACCGCGGUGGUGUCGGUGCAGUUUGCAAAUCCCUGCCCGCACGCACCGAUAACGGAGGGCUCGGCCGCUCCUUUCUUCGUGAGUCACCCGGAGGGAGACGAAGAAGCGGCAGUGGACAAGAAAGUGCGGGUAGUGCAUCUGAAGGACAUCGGGACGCACGUCAAACCCUAUCAGGCGUCUCACCUGCAGGCCUCCUGCGAGGACCCGACGGAGACGACAGUGCUCAUCAUCUCCGACGAGACUUGCAGGACGUCCGGCCUCCCCGUGGGGAUACCGCCCUCGUGCCGGUCCAACGUCGUUCGGGCGUUUCCCUUCAACCAGGACAGAGCGAACGAAGAGCCGAGGAGGCCGUACUUGCCGCUGGGGCCGCGGGACACUUUCCCCUUCGUGAGCGAUGACCGUCGACCUUUGGCUUCAAGCAGAUCGUUGUUUUUCAACUUACAGGUCAGGCCUGAAACGCAGGGCAGGAGGGGGGAGCUCAUAGAGACCGCCAGCAUCUACCAGUUGAGCAACCCAGGCCUCGAGUGCGCCACCAACAGGCCGAGCAUCAGCAAGACAGCGUGGCAGGAGCUGGUUCUCGACUCGAAGUUCACCCUUUGUCCCGCGGGGCGCAACCCCGAGACGUUUCGCCUGUGGGAGGCCCUGGAGGCCGGGUCGAUACCCAUCGUUUCGAAGCUUGACUUCACGCAUCCGGUGGUGGGCACCAAGUCCAACACCACCUGCGGGGACGGGGACAUCGCCUGGAACACGGUGGCCGCUUCUCCCUUCGCGAAGCAGGUCUCGGUGAACAACUGGCUCGAGCUGCCCGACCUUCUAGACCGACUGCAGCGGGAGCCCGACGAGUACAUCAACAAGCUCCAGGAGGAGUGUGUGGCGUGGUACUCUAUGGCGAUGACCCAGACGUACACAAGCCUGCUCAACUUCGGGGAAGGGCACGACCUGUUCCCCCAGGAAGGACCAAUCUUCGACAGCCUUUAAAAGCGGGCUAACUCGUCAUGGUAGAACAGACACUGGGCGCGCGUUCGUUCGUAGUUUGCGGUUCCGGUUUGUUGAAGAAGAUGUGUUAGCACGGAAUGUUUACUGCCAGAUGCUGAGCAAGAGGUGUUGAUACUGAAAGUUUAGUGCCAGGUGUUGAAGAAGAGGUGGUAUAAAAUACAAGAUGCUGAACGAGAGGUGUUGAUGCUGAAAGUUUGAUGCCAAAGGCAGCGUUGAAGAAGAGGUGUUGAUACUGUAUGUUUAAAUCCGGACAUUGAAAAAGAGUGGAGUGUUUAAUGUAAGACAAUGAACAAGAGGUGGUGAUACUCUGUGCUUCACGCAAGAUAUCGAACAAGAGGUGCUGAAGAGGUGCUGAACGUCCAAAGGCGGUGAUCCGUCCCGCAUCUUUGCAAUGUAUGGUCGAAAACCAGUUUCGUUUGAUUUGCUGAAUUAUUUUUAAUGCUUGACGUGCUUCAGGCGCAUAAAGAAUAUAGUAGUAGUUCUCAUGACGUUGUGCCGUGAGGUGUGCGCAUGCAUGUUUCCUUGGUGCCACAGCCGUCGACGUGGCGUUUGUGUGUUUGCUAAGCCAUGGGGUUGUACAAAAACGGCACAUGAACAAAACUAGUGUGUCUAGAUAGACUGAUCUGUACGAGUUUUCGGGAAUUGCGACAGAUUGUCCGCGUUUUCCUGACUCAAUAUCUAGCUUGUAUGUCGUCCGUUUUGUUGGUUCGACCUUGUACUUUUAGGUGUGGCAUAGUGGUGGCAAAGUAAGAUGCCGCCUUGGUAGAAUGCCUUCUCCAAAACUUAAGACCGGUCGGUACUGGCUGCACCGACUAGUUGGGUAUUCCUUCUACGGAUACGGCCAAAACUACAGCCGAUUCCGUACGAAGCACCAGCUGGGACGUGAAAAUACCUUGAUGUACCGCUUGAGAUGUCGUGGUCUUUCUCUGCACCGCCUUUGUGGGGGGUGUCUUUUUUUUUUUUGCGGAGGCACGAAGGCACUCACAGGUGUUUGUUUUUCGCCGCCUCCGAACUUGGGCAAAGGGCUGCACUCGUGUUGAUGUCUCGCUGGCUGUCCCUACUUCAACAUCUGUUCGUUUUUUCGAAUUGUUUUUCGCGUGAAGUGGGUCUCUCUUUGAUCAUCUUUACUAUUAGUUACUCCAUUGGGUAUCGUGCACUCCGUUGAGUUUUUUUUUUGCGAUUCGUUCUGGACGAGACGUUUUCUUUCUGCUGUGACAACGGGUGACUAGGACCCUCAGCCACCCCCCACGUCGUCCAUAACGCGUCAGAACGCGCGGCGAACCCCGCUUGGGUAUGCGGGUUGGGUUUAUGGUAGGAUCGACGCAUGCUUUGCCGAUUUCCCCCCCGAAAUUGCACAUGCAAAAUGGUACCUUGAAAAUACAUGGAAAUCCUACUUCGAAGUGAAGCAACCCAGCAACACUUUCAUACCUCCACUGCGGAAUGUUUGUGGUGCGAACGUCGUUAAUGUCCUCGUGAGGGGGGGAGCUAGAGGCGGACGAUGUUCGCUCACCUGUGGGUAUCUCGUUGCUUGUGAAAAAAACGCCGCCACGCGGCUAAGUACGACCAUCUU